GGCCGCCUGCCAGAGUCCUGCAGACACGCGGCUGCAACACGAACACCCCUCAUUCCCUGCACAAUCAACACACAAUCGUUGCAUUUACUCAACAUGACGUGUGUUAAAAGUGUGGGGGACAUGCACGCGCCCUGUUGACGGUCAGGUCGUGCAAACGCGGCGGGGACGCGCAGAAACAACCGGCGUGCGAAGCUCCGGUUUCAGUCGUCUCUUCUGCAACCUUCAACAACAACACGUGAGACUGCAGGGACGUUUCUGCAGACCCGAGCAGCUCAAAACCACCAGCACAGACACAAGCACGUUUGUGGACAUGACGGACUUCGGCCGGUUCGGGAUGGAGGAUGAGGAUGAUGAAGAUGCAGAAACCCAGUUCAUGAUCGAGCAGAGUCUGCUGGAGGCCAACAAGAAGAAGGAAACCCCCACAACUCCAGACAACAGGAGCUCUGAUUCCAAGUCAGACGACGUCUGCAAGAUCUUCACUGCUGUAAAACAAGGUAAUGAGAAGCUCCUGGAGGAUUUAUGUGUGAGGCACAGAGACAUGUUCCUGCAGAUGGACAGCAGAGGCUGGAUUCCUCUCCACGAAGCAGCAUCUCAGAGUAACCAGAACAUCCUGGAGCUCACAUACGGAGCUUCGGGCUCAGACUCGGCGGAGUUUCGUACCCCGCAAGGGCAGACGCCGCUCUUCCUGGCAGUGGGACGAGGUCUGAUAGAAAACGUCUCGUUCCUCCUGAAACAGAGCGCACAGGCGGACUCCCAGGACCAGGAGCAGGACGCACCUUUGUUCGUGGCCGUGCGCUCAGACUACGCCGACAUGGUGAAGCUGUUGCUCAUGCGAGGCUCCAGGGUGAACCAGGAGGGCACCCACGGCCGCCGGCCCCUCCACGAGGCGUCCCGACUGGGCAAUUUGGGGAUGGUGGAGCUGCUCCUGGAGGCCGGGGCGCACCUGGACCCCUGCAGCCACUACGGCCUCACGCCUCUGGCCCUGGCGGCUCAGGGAGGACACACGGAGGUUGUGGAGACGCUCCUGCAGAAAGGAGCGGAUGUCUUUUCUCAGGCUCGGGACGAGGCAUCGAUCCUGUAUGAAGCGUCUGCGGCAGGAAACCCGGCCGUCAUCCAUCUGCUGCUGGAGUACGGCGCCGAUGCCAACAUCCCCAACCACACCGGACACAUGCCGAUCCACCGCGCUGCACACCGAGGAAACCUCCAAGUUCUGAAGUUGCUGCUUCCUGUCACCGAUAUCAGAGACGUGCACGACAGCGGGAUCAGUCCUCUUCACUCAGCUGCAGCGGUGGGAAACACAGAGUGCAUAAAGACGUUGCUGGAUGUGGGUUAUGACCCCAACUACAUGCUCCAUCCUUGGAUUCGCCGUAGCUAUGACGACGAGAGGAAGUCGGCUCUCUUCUUUGCAGUCUCCAACAACGACCUGGCGUCAGCGAAGCUGCUGCUGGAGUCGGGAGCCAUGCCCAACCAGGACCCGAUCAAAUGUCUGCAGGUGGCACUGCGACUGGGCAACUACGAGCUGAUCAACCUUCUGCUGCGGCACGGCGCCAACGUCAACUACUACUCCAGAAUCAACACCACCCAUUUCCCGUCGGCGCUGCAGUAUGCGCUCAAAGACGAGGUGGUUCUCAGGAUGUUGUGCAACUAUGGUUACGAUGUAGGGCGCUGCUUCGACUGUCCCUACGGCAACGGUUCCCACACCCCUGAAGACUAUGAAGGAUGGACCAACACCGUCAUUAAAGACACUAUGUUCUGCGAGGUGAUCACGGUCUCCUGGCUGAAACACCUGUCGGGUCACGUGAUUCGCACCCUUCUGGAUUAUGUGGAUCACGUGACCCUCUGCUCCAAACUGAAGGCAACUCUGAUGGAGCAGAAAGAGUGGCCAGACAUCUGCAGCUUGCAAGGUGACGUAAACAGUAUCACGCCGCUCAGAAGAGAGAAAAGAAGAAAAAUUCAAUUCAUGCAUCUUUUUCCCUCUUUUCUUCUGCUCUCCUCUCCAGAGAACGCGCGCUGUCUGAAGCAUCUCUGUCGUCUGCGCAUCCGCCGGUGUCUCGGCCGCCUGCGUCUCAGGUCGCCCGUCUUCAUGAGCUUCGUGCCGCUGCCCGAGCGGCUCAAGAACUACCUCCGGUACCGGGAGUACGACCUGUGGGACCGACCCGGCAACAGCCCGGGCUGAAGAAACCCAAACUCUUAAGCCUGAAUUAUGGUUCCGCGUUAAAUCGACGCAGAGCCUACGGCGUAGGGUUACGGCGUACGGUGCGCGUCGCCGCGUACCCUACGCCGUAGGCUCUGCGUCGGUGUAACGCGGAACCAUAAAUCAGCCUUUAAACAUCAGAAUUCAGUUUGUUUGAAAUGGUUUGACAUAAUAAAGCACGUUUAUCAUAAUCAUGGAUAAAUCCAUGAAUUCUAUCUUAAAUCAUGUUUCUGCUCUAUUCCACGUCCUUUUUUAUUUGUUUGACUGGUUUUAUAUUGGUGUUUUAUCUUAGGCCCGCACAUGUAUGUACAUAUCUGUUUCUACUCUUCUUUGCUUUGAUUUCUGUCGUGUUUAGUUUUGCAUUUACUCCUCAGCUUCAUCUGUGUUUUGAUUACUGCCGUUGAGCUGUGUGUCGUGUUAGUCAUUGCACCCUCAAAACUGGUCAACUCACGCCCUAAUGGUAUUUAUAAAAACUAAAUGUAUCCAGAAAUCAGAACUAGCAGCAAUAACAUUAUUCUUCAUUAUAGUUGAAUUAAAAGAAGCUUUUUAGACGUCUGGCGGAGUUAAAAGGAACAGCAAGAUUUAAGAUCACGUUUACAUUAAAUAGAAUGUAUACAAAGCAAUAAUCAACUGUAAAAGUGUGGUUGGAUUAAAUGCUAAACUGUAUUACUAUAAAUAUUGUUCACACUGAUCUCCAAGUAAAAAUCCUGCAGUGAAAUGUUCUUUAAGGGUGAAAUAACUGUCUUAGUUAAAUAAGAGCAUAACACUUCAAUUGUUUUAGUUCCCCGUGACAUCACGUUUUAAAAGUUAUAAAAGAGCAUUUCUUCUUCUUUUGGAUGUAACCAAGGUGUUACAUACAAAUAUUAGAAUAUUUACAGAUUCAUGUAAACAUAUAAAUCAUUAUAAAAUUCUUCAAAUGUUUUUUUUUUUUUUACUACCCCCUCCCUUCAUUUCUUGGAAAGUGGAGCAAGGUGUGAAAUCCAGUGACAUUUAUGUUAUGCAGUUAUUGUAAUGUAAAGUGUUAUAUUUACAAUGUUUUUGUGUUUUAAUUGAUUAAUACAGACUAGCAACUUGCAAAUUUAAUGUAAAUAUUUGCUUUAUUGUAGCCCAUUGCAUUUACGUGGGCAUAUUGUUCAUUCAUUUUUGAGCAUGUAAUUGUCUGCAUUAACCAAUUAUAUUGGAGUAGCUUUACAUUUGUAUUUUCUGUUUGUUUCUGAGAUUUUCACAUAUUAUUUUCCAGUCAUCUUCUGAAAUGUCCUCUUUUAAGUAUGCCCUCCAUAUAACAAGUUUAGUCAAUGAGGUUUCAUUAGAGUCAGAUGCAAGCCAGUUAUAUAUUUCCACCUGCAGCUUUUGUAAUAUUUAUCCAGUGAAUAUUUUGUAGUAUUCACCUGUGAUGGACACGUGAACGUACCAGACACCUGUGGCAAAGCACAUGCCGUUUUAUUUUGGACAUCUCUGAAUUUUACUUUAAGGAUGAUUUAUUUGGGUUCAAUAACCAUUAAAACAGAGCUGGUU
This is a messenger RNA of Cololabis saira (Pacific saury), 3709 nucleotides long. Its product is annotated as dynein axonemal heavy chain 12-like. Gene Ontology annotation, biological process: intracellular signal transduction; innate immune response. Gene Ontology annotation, cellular component: cytoplasm. Gene Ontology annotation, molecular function: protein binding. Bases 311 to 2176 code for a protein of 621 amino acids. The transcript has 12 exons. The record is from RefSeq and is a predicted model, not a curated record. NCBI's taxonomy places the organism in Eukaryota, Metazoa, Chordata, Actinopteri, Beloniformes, Belonidae.